Molecule: messenger RNA, 1419 nt
Organism: Cooperia oncophora
Lineage: Eukaryota; Metazoa; Nematoda; Chromadorea; Rhabditida; Trichostrongylidae
Source: the annotation of a GenBank genome assembly
AUGCAACUGUUUGACACACCGAUCGCUCGCACGGAUUCAUUUUGGAAAAUCGUUUCGCUGUCGCUGGCGGAUUUCCAAGAACUCUCACCCGUCUACUUCAUACAGUUGCUUUUCGAGGACCUUUCCGAGAACUGGCUACCGCGCCUUUCGACAACUAUGCGCAAUCUAGCUGCGUACAUAGUUGAAGUGCCGUCUGACGCCUACAUCAACCACUGGAGUACGGCGAUCACUCACAUGGAGUCGUUCUUCAGAAGAUAUCAUACCCAGAUCUCAUCUGAGGGUGCCGCAAAACCGUCGCGAUCCGAAGUGGAAAGCGCGAUUAUCGUUAUGAGUCACGUGCUGAAAAGUGCAGAAUUUCAGCGCCUUCAAGGUGGGUACUAUUUGUUUUUGGCCCUUUUAGAGGCUUCCACCCUCGCCGUCUUAUCCUUGCCUUCGGCUGUCUCGUUAGUGGACUCAUUCUGCAAAUGGCUCGCCGAAGCCCUGCAUGAGUGCCCUGUGAAACUGGAAAGCCUAUUGACAAUAUGUACAGCCUGCAAUAGAGCUCUUAUACGGGAACGAGACAAACAAAGCGUUUCUCGCGCUGUUGUGGCAGAAAUGAUUCAGGCGAUCAAAUUCAAAUGUUCAAUGCACGAAGCGAAUUUCAUCACUAUUGCGAAUUUGAUCCUUCAGGAUGCUGGCGAAGACAUCGAAAUGAACAUACAAGACGACCAAUUCAACACGGCAGCGUCUGAGGCAGUGCGACCUUUCCUGUUCGAGAUUCUCGAUUUCAUCGCUGAUCUUCACGUAUUGGCUAAGCUCAAGAAAGAGACGAACUCCGACUCAGUUGGAGGAGAUCUGAAGGUGAAACUGGCUGAAGCGAUCGCCGUCGAGAUGAGUCGCUCGAAUGCCCGCGACUGUCGCACCGUAAUUCGCUUCAUUCCGUGGCUUAUGAGUCCACCAAGUGUCACUCAGGCUGCUCCUGGAGCGUUUGCGGAUUCCGUAACAAAUGUCCGUGUGCUUUCCUGGCUGUUACUCGGAGCUCUGCAUGCAAAUCAUGGGUGUCUACCCGUUCCAAUUGAAUGCAGUCAGCACAUGGCUGACUAUAUCCACUUUGUUCUCGCUGGUUUCGCCGACCAGUCAAAGCAAUCUGUUGUUCACAUGUCCGCACUGUUUCAUGCGUUUCAUCUUUGCCAGUUGUGGACAGUCUAUUGUGAGCGAGCAGCUGUGUUCAGCUCUGCAACGGCCUUUCCGCAUCUGCUAGAUUUCUGGGCUCGAGUGACACCUGCUAUUCUCCAGCUUCUGAAUCACUCGAAAGUGCAGCAGGAAACUAACGACCCACAACCUAUAGCAGUAUUGGAUAUGUUGCGGAACGUGAUAGAAUUUGAGAGCUAUCAGCAAGCCAAUCAAAGGCAUCAUAUACGACAAAUUGGUACUCGCUGA